AUGGCUAAGUUUCAGGUUAUUUCUACCGGAAGCGUGGAUUUCGGCAAGGAGAAUUCUGAGGACGAAGCUCUAAGUUUGAAGAUCGUUCUUUGUGAGUAUGAAGUUAUUUCAGGUCAAAAAGUUAACCUCGACAAAUCUCUGAUUUUUUUAGCUCGAAGACCCAAGGUGUGUCAUAAGCAAUCCAUCUCCUCGAUUCUGGGUGUUCAAGAAGGUACUGAUCCAGGCUUGUAUCUUGGUUUUCCGUUGAUCAUUGAGAAGAACAAGACUAAUGCUUUCGGUUUUCUAAGAGACAAAGUAAUCAAACAUACCGGGGUUGGACUAAAACUUGUUAUCUUCUGGGGACGUGAGAUUUUUCUAAAGGCGGUGACCCAGGCCCUUUUGACCUAUGCGAUGACGUUCUUCUUAAUCCCGGAUGGUAUCAUCAACUCGAUCAUUUCGGAUAUGCAAAGGAUCUGGUGGACCAGAAAGAACAGAAAUGGAUGGACGCACGUUGCAUGA
This is a messenger RNA of Hibiscus syriacus, 498 nucleotides long. RefSeq lists its product as uncharacterized. Bases 1 to 498 code for a protein of 165 amino acids. The transcript has 2 exons. Lineage: Eukaryota; Viridiplantae; Streptophyta; Magnoliopsida; Malvales; Malvaceae. The record is from RefSeq and is a predicted model, not a curated record.